Hydractinia symbiolongicarpus is the source of this 2218-nucleotide messenger RNA. RefSeq lists its product as uncharacterized. Lineage: Eukaryota; Metazoa; Cnidaria; Hydrozoa; Anthoathecata; Hydractiniidae. The coding region runs from base 77 to 1927 and encodes 616 amino acids. The record is from RefSeq and is a predicted model, not a curated record. The transcript is spliced from 10 exons.
AUAGAUUUCAAAUGAAUCAACUAUUUCUCAAAGAACUAUUCUUGUGUCGUGUGUUAUCAAAGUCAAUCCUCACCCAAUGUUAAUGGAAGGAAGUAGCCAUUAUAUCGGUUUUGGUGUCCAAGCGGGACCAAUAUUUUUAGUAGCAAAGAAUAAAUCUGUUAUAAUUCAGGCAAAUGCGGAACGAGAUUUGUAUUUGAUGAUGGAAAAACCUGCAAAUAGAUCCUCUUGGUUAUUUAGUGGUGACAAUGUGAAUAUAACAUACAAAAUUGGUUAUACAACAAAUUCAAUAGUUGCAGACAAUCUUUUAGCAAUUUUUUCAACGAAAUAUUUUCUUCUUACAAAUGUAUAUCAAUCUGGUGUUAUUCCACCGUUUGGUUCAAUCAAUGCAACAGCGUACAAAGUUGAUCUAGGCACCACACUAAAACAAGGUGAUGCAUUUCAAGGUGAAUUAGAGUUGACAUUAAAAAGUAACAUCAGCCCGCUUCUUAAACUUUCAACUACAAUGACUUUAUUUUACGAUAACAACAAAACCGCCCAAGAUCCGAUAGUUACUACAGCCGACUUAUUUACCUCUGGCACACCCGUGGUUACGUAUGAGAUGAAAGAUCAAUCAAACAUAACUUCUGGAAUGAAAAGGACAUUGUUUAUCACAAUUUUACUCAUUAAAAUGAGCUCACCAAUAAAAGUAGAGCUCGUGACUUCUGUAGCCAACCGUCUUCCAGUGAUGCAUAUCCUGUCUUUUGAUGUUGUACACGUAGGAAAAAACAUCAAAGGACUGAACAAUUCUGCAACUGCGACCUUUUUUACCACAACAAACGAUACAUCAUCAAGAGAUCAAGCUGCUCUCAAUUUGGGAAUUGGAGUAAACGAGUCUCCCUCAACAGCCAAUUCAACGCAUAACCAAAUCCAGCUUAGUUGUGAAGUAAUUGCGGUUGAAAACAGAAAUAUGACAAAUAGUUCUUCAUAUUCAAUCGCAUCAGGUCUCAUUGCUGAACCAAGAUUGAUGUGGGUUGGCCGGUUUUUAAUAAACUCUUACAUAUCAAGUGACAGGCGUCCAAAGUUGUUUCUUAAGUAUGAUUUUACAGAGAAUGGAGAUACAUAUACGUUCAAUGUGUUUAUCAAUCAUACUGAACAUUCCGAUCAGGUUGCGUAUAAUGUUACAUUGGAAUAUUACCUUCCACCAUACUUGGAGUUUGUAAACUGGACUGGUGAUAAUUCUGUGCAGAAACAAGCAAAAGACACACGUUUUCUGGUAAAGAAACUUUUUUUCACCUCGGAGAUUUCAAACUCAAUUACCGCAAUAUUGAGAAAGAAGAAAUCUCCUCAAACUGGCGAGGUGGAUUUUGUCGUGCCUAUUCGAUUGCAAUAUACUGAUGUUGAAAACACGAAAAAAUGGCGGUACUGGAAAUCUGUGAAGCUUUCAGUUGAAGUACCGGAAAGUCCACCGAUCAUUGGAAGAUCAGUAAAAGCAAAACCUAAUUUCUAUGGAAGAGGCUUUUACAUUGAUAAUACAUCUGGGUUUGUCUAUGUCUGCAUGAGUCAGCAUGUAACAAGUCAAAUACCAGCAUGUUACUUCACAGAUGAUGAUGGUGCAGGAUGGAUACGGUUGGACAGCAGAAUCGGGUGUGUGCUGGGACAUGAUAAUAGUCGUGUUUUGUAUGCAAUAGCGCGCAAUCAGAUCACGUAUAUGAAACAUAACAGCACAGAAGAUGAGUGGUACCCAGUAACUGACAACGCUUUUCCAAUGAAUAAUUUUCAAUUCAAAAAUGUUGAAAAUGCAGAAGGGAUUAAGGCAAGGCAUUUGCCACCUGCCCAGUACACUGAACAACUGAUCUCUGGAAAACAGUGGACCGGUACAGACCAUGGUCUGUUUUACCGCCGAACAAGUGGACACGAUUGGGUGCUGCGAGCAAGAUGGAGAUUGUAGAACUGUGUGCUUAAUAAAAUGAAUUACGAGUGAUCACUAUUUUAAGUUUUUUGCUUAUCCGCGUGUUUAUAGGGACAUUCCAAAACAUUCACCUCACGAUAUACAUGCAAAAAUUGUUAUAAAUUUACGUCACUUUUUUUGUAAAUACCACUGUAGUGUUUUUUUUACAGUUAUAUAUGUAAUUUUUAUUUAAAAGGGAUGCGUAAAAAUAGCUUUGUAUUUGUUUUGUUUAAGUAUAUAUGUUUUUUAUGUAUGUAAUUAUGCAUAUAAAUUGAUUUUUGUGAGAGAUUA